GAGGAAUGCCCUACUAGGCCUUGGAAGUCAGCCUUUCGGCGUCGGAGCAAGAUCAAGGUAGGCUGGUGUUUUAGACCUUCUGACCUCAGAAACUUUGCGCAUCCUCAUACAACCGAACUUCUCCGUACUUCAAGUUUGUCCCGUCGCGUGUGGAAACCCAAUGACUGACACAUAGGAAUGUUGUGGAUAUAUUCAAGGUUUCGUCGUCAUCCAAACCCGUAUAUAUUAUCAAGAACCUCUUCACUUGCCACUAAAUCACAGCCUCUUCGCAAGACUUUCACCAACAAAGGGUAACACUUUGCAUUCGAGUUCUACAAAUACCACUAUCAGACCAUAUGGCGACCCCACGUGUUAGCAUCGCCUAUCAGGAGCCCUUCUUGGACAAUCAGCAAUCAUACGAUGAUAGCUUCUUUCUCCAGUCCCUCGACAACGAGGACCCUGGCCCUACUUCGGCCUACCUUGAUGCCUGGCCUGGUCAAACUGAAAUACGAGGCCUUCAAUACCCAACAUACUUGAACGACUUCUCAUUCGGGGACGCUUCGUAUCAGGAUCCAUACGACAAUGCAGCCCCAGUCUCUUUUGUUGCGCCAUCUCAAACACAGAUGGUGUCGUCUCCGCAACAAAGGACGUGCCCGGUAGAUACACAGGAGUACUUCGUAAACAAUCGGUUCCCGUCCGCCCCUCAGGACAUGGGGCAAAGUGAGCCGGACCGAAGGCUUGGUGCAGCGCCUCGAACCAGGGCGUCACCUACCAUCACUCCGACCAACUUGGCUCCCCGCACGUCAACGGAACAGGCAUCGUCGAGAUCGAACAGUAAGCCAGGCAGCAAAUCCAGGGACGAUAGGCGACCCAAAGUGACCAGGACUCGCAGCAAGCGGAGUCAAUCGGACUCUUCCUGCGAAGAAGACUCGGCCAAUCUCAAGGCCAAGCACAACCACUCGGUUAUCGAGCGUCGGUAUCGUGACAAUCUGAACGGAAAAAUCACCCACCUCCACCGCACCUUACAAGCUGUAGAGGCCAACUCUCGUCUCAUUGGCUUCGAUGGCCAAUACUCCGACCCUGGCAGAAGAGUCCGAAAAUGCGACAUCAUGAUCAAAGCAAUUCACUACGUCCACCAGUCGGAAGUUGAACUCCGCCACAUGACCGAGGAGAUCCAGCACUUGCAAGAGCGAGUCCGGGGGCUCGAAAAGCUUGUCAAAUGUGAAGAUUGUACCUUGCUUCAAAACCUGCGGAGGCUGCAGCUGGAGAAGACCUAUUGACAUGGGACUUUUCCUAUUCGAAUACAUGCUCUGGCGGUCGUGCUUCUGUAUUAGCGUAGGCGUCUGGCUACCUACGCGAAGCGUAUGGAAUACAUUUAUAUGGCGGCAAUACUGAUUUAAGUCACCCAGAAAGCAAGGGCUAUAAGCGAGAUGUCGCGAAAUACUCGCCUUCGACCGGAAAGUGUCAACAUGAGAGAGGCAACAUGAGAGGCGCACCACUUGCAAUUGCUUGUAUGUUGAUCAGCAACACAGCAACCAGUUUCACGAGCACCCAUGUAUGACGCAAACACGGAAAUUUGCAGUCCUGCUUAGUCGACAUGUCAAAAUUGUGUCGCUACUAGUAUCCACGAGAUAUCGCUCGCUCCUGGUUCUGCUCUACAAUGCUUCUGCCCUUUCUCCCUGUGGUCUUACCUAGGACACGUCCAACCCGGCACCCUUCUUGGAUGACCGAACACGAAUGGGCCUACCUCCUGUCUGAUUACCAAAAAGCCACCAGAAGCAAGAGAGACCACUGAGUGAACAUUGCAACAAAACUAAGUCCCGAAGAGGCUUUUGCUCGGCUGGCUGUCCUCGUUUGCCCUCAGAAAAAGUAUUGCCAGAGUCCGUCCACAUCACACCAUCAGGACCCCACCGCCCGCAAGCGACUACCAGAAACGUUUUGCGCCCCGAUCGAGUUUGGAUUAGAGUUUGGGGGUCCCUAGAGACCCUGGAAGGCGGAAGGCCAGUGAGGCAAGGAGGCAGCAUCCCGAAGGCUGGUGAGGCUUAACUGACAGUAGCUGCUAACUUGAUGCCUCUGGGGCUGCGGCUAGCGACCGAUCAUGACGACUCGGAAGACUCCGCGGAGUUUGCUUUUCCACCACACGCAACUUGUUGCAGAGACUCACUUCGCUAAGAAGCAGCCUCACCAGCCCUGCCCCUGCAUCUCUUCCCUGUUGGGAUGUGCUGUGCUGUGCUGUGCUGUACUUGUGCAUCACAGUACUCCGUACACGGCCAUCCUUUCUCCGUGCUAGGCCAGAUCCUCAUGUUGGCAAGCCACGAACCCCCACGUGUAGUUCCAAAAUUCCCCUAACAGCUCGAGUAUAUGUUGACUUGUUCCCCCUUCACCGAGCCGUUGCAGAUGCGCUCGUUUGGCCCUGCUUCUGUACUUCUGGAGAAACCUGACUCACAUAGCAGAGCCUGCACCGACCACCAUUGAAAUCAUAAUGGCAUGACAAGCUCAGAACCAUCCCUCGUCUUCGUCCACUGAGCCAUCGAAUUCGAUCGUCCAUUUUGUCUGCUGAUUUUGGCAGCGCCAGACGUACCAUGGCAUGAUUGCGUACGACAGCACCGCCAGCGCAUAUACCGGACCGGCGAUGGCAUCGCGGGCCACGAAAUAUACUCGGAUCCCGUUCCACCAUCCUCCCUGUAAGACUGCCGUUGUCGCGAGUUCGACACCCACAAGCCACAAAAGGGCAAGUGUCCCAAUCAAGACCGGAGUAAGAUAUUGGUUGUUGGUGCCUUUCUUUUGUUCCAAUCGGUUAAUGGUGAGCUGCGCUGAUUGCCAGAUGACAAAGAGCAUGAGCGGCAUUUCAAGGAGUUCUGCAUAGCGUGUGCCUAGAGUUGGCUGUAAAAAGGGUACGCGUGCCGAUCCGAAGAGGGCUCCGAACAUGAAGACUAUCGCAAAGUAGAAGAACGACAGUCGAAGAGCUUGUGUGAGUAUUGUGUUUGUAGCCAUUGAGGCAGCCAUUGGUUUGUUCAGUUUUAUUUUGUUCAGGUUGAGGGUCGAUGGUACUGCGGUGUAGCAAAUGCUGUCCGGAUACCUUUAUCUGAAUUUUCAUGGCGUGACAUUUGCUCAAAUUCUUGCUUACCUCAAUGGAUUGUGAUCAUAGGCAACAGAUGGUCGAACU
This is a messenger RNA of Exophiala xenobiotica, 3145 nucleotides long. RefSeq lists its product as uncharacterized. The transcript is spliced from 2 exons. Gene Ontology annotation, molecular function: protein dimerization activity. The record is from RefSeq and is a predicted model, not a curated record. Bases 336 to 1259 code for a protein of 307 amino acids. NCBI's taxonomy places the organism in Eukaryota, Fungi, Ascomycota, Eurotiomycetes, Chaetothyriales, Herpotrichiellaceae.